This is a messenger RNA of Drosophila miranda, 2287 nucleotides long. It is a transcript of the gene Hmg-2, whose product is annotated as SWI/SNF-related matrix-associated actin-dependent regulator of chromatin subfamily E member 1-related. Gene Ontology annotation, cellular component: nucleus. Lineage: Eukaryota; Metazoa; Arthropoda; Insecta; Diptera; Drosophilidae. The transcript is spliced from 2 exons. Gene Ontology annotation, biological process: regulation of gene expression. The coding region runs from base 99 to 1319 and encodes 406 amino acids. The record is from RefSeq and is a predicted model, not a curated record.
UACGUGGGCUAAGUUCGGUUUUUCAUCAUACGAGACGCUAUAGAACCAAAAUUGAGGCAUAAACAAUUAAAGGUGUAAUUUUAUUUAUAAAUAUUUCCAUGGAAGACCUAAAAAGUCAACCAGAGGAAACAGAGAUGACCGAACCUAGCAAGGAGGUCCCAGAUGAAGCCGUAGGAUCACCCGAAACACGACCCAUAGCCUCGCAGUCGCUGGAUUCGGCCCCCAUAGAAGCUCACAACGAGGAAGGAGAGAAGCUGCAGAGAACGCCCGCCGGCAAGGGGAAUAAAAAGAAUAAGAACUCCAAGGGCCCGCAGUCAGACAUGGUGAUGGACCCCGAGAUAAAGAAACUCACUCAGCGGCGCAUCAAUGUAGCUGGAGCACCAAAAAUGCCACUGAAUGGCUACGUGCGAUUCAUGAACGACAGACGAGAGGAGUUGCGCCGCGAGCAGCCGCAGCGUACGGCCCUGGAGCACACGAAGAUUAUUGGUGAGGAAUGGCACCUGCUGCCGGAAGAGCGCAAGGUUCCGUACAUGGAAGCGGCUGCCAAAGACAAGGCUUUAUACCAAGAGCAGCUGCACUUAUUCUUCAAGGACCACCCCGAGAUUGUGGCUAAAGAGUUGGCCAGGGUAAAAAAAGCUACAAAAGGAGACAGUGCUUCGAAGGAGAAGACACCCAAAGCUGUAGCCAACAACGAUGUCAGCGUCGGCAAAGGAAAGAAACCGAAAGCGAAGACCCCAGCAACAAAGAGGCCAAGCGAGCACUCUCCUGACCCAGAUGAUGUUCCGCUGUCCCAGGUAAAACGCACGCCGACUCCAACACCACCACCACCACCACCUCAACAAGCACAAGCGCAAGCUCCAGCAACAAUAGCACUCAACAUUGUCGCCGCACCGCGUCCGCUUCAGCCAGGUGAGAUACCCAUUUACACAAACGAGUUCAUCGAGCACAAUCGCAGCACGGAGAACGAGCUGCGAACGCUGCGCAAGACGAAAACGGAUCUGGAACAGCAAAAUGCGGUGCUGGAGCAGCACGUGGACAACACCAAGGCUGGCUAUGCCAAGGUGAUGGGCGAGGUGGCCGAACUGAAGGAGGAGAAUGUGCGACUGGAGGCGUACGUGAAGGGUCUGCGCCAGAAGCUGGUUGCAGCCCUCAAUUGUGUCCCAUUGCCUCCGCUGGAACCGUCCGGUCCGAGCGUUGGCAACAUUGACAGGUAUAUGCAUCACUUGGCCGGCCUCACUGGCCAGCCGCACAAUACUAUGCUCCUCAAAGCAAGAGACGCUCUGCGCAAAGUAGACAUCCCCACUCUGCUCAAGUCCUAGUAUUCUUUUGGAUGAAAUGAUUGUAGAGUGCAGUAUUUUUUAAUCGCUUUAGUCUUAGGAUCCAUCCACACCCGUGCACAUGUAUGAGUGUUCUCAUGGAAUGUGUAUGCAGUAUUUCAGACGCAUGUUAUAUGUUUUAUAAACCCGUGUGAAUCGUGUGAUUAUCCGUUGCUCGGCUACUUCUGGGAUGUGUCACCGACGCUAUUGGGCAGGAAGCUCUCCGUGUCGCGUGAUGGUGGGGUUUUCAUGGAGUGAUGCCUGGACGACCCAGACUCGUUACCCGGCGAUUUCCAGGCUUGGGUCCGCUUUGCCCGCCGCAGAAAGAUCCGGCGCACCAUGAAAAACCCAGCUGCCAACAGGGGAACUAUCAAAUACGGCUUGCAGAACAGACCCAAAAUGAAAUGACUAAACGACAUCAUCCAAUUGAUUAGGGUGACUGUCUGAUUAGACCGUCACCCUAAUCAAUUGGAUGAUGUCGUUUAUUCUUUUCAUUUUGGGUCUGUUCUGCAAGCCGUAUUUGAUAGUUCCCCUGUUGGCAGCUCAUACGCUCGAACUAAAUCAUCUUUCCACUUUCUACACUCACGUUGAACCUGCCAAAGGGUGGCCACCGUAGUAUAGAUUGCCGUCGAGAGUGUCACCAGCAUGCCGUAAAUCAUGAUUUAAUUUGUAGGUUUCACCUUACUCGUAUUUUACGGGGAACUAAAAUCUGUUGGGGCGAGGCAGCCGUCCACUGACUUUUUUGGUCAGGCUUACUAUGUAUUGUAACGAUUAAGUAGUCUGCCUAUUGGGUUUUCAUGCUGGGGAAUUGAGUGCAAAUAGUGUGAGUCCUGCUUAGCUCAACACAAAAAUUCUUUUGAAAAUAGGGCCUUCCUAAAUAAUAGAAAAUAUUCUUCGAAGGGGAGCAGUAUGUGUGUUAGAAAAAUAAUAAUAAAAUCGAAAGUAAUAAAAAUGAUAUAUGUAUUCAUCUA